UGUUCCUCAAAAUGACCGGUUUAGGAAUCAACUCUAGAAGACAAAUUUGUUACAGGUGUUCAUCUAAAAUACCAAAAUGAAUUCGUCAAAUGAAAGAGAAAUGACCCAGCUGGUUAAGCAAAAUAGCUGUUGAAGAGAAAAUCUAAUGCUGGUCACACAAAAAUAACUAACUUUUGCCAAUCCUGUCUACGAUUGUCUUUUCCAGUCAAAGAAGACAUAAAAGCAUUUAAGCAACGCAGGGAGAUAAAAGAGAAAGAAAGGAGAGAUGGAUUCUGGGUUAUCCUGGGCUGAUCAAUGGGACUACAACUCUGACCCUUCACCACGAGCAUCGGACAAGAAGAAAAAGAAGAAAGAGGAGGAUUCGAGCAAGAGCAAGUUUGGCAAGUCAUUAUUAAGUUUCAAAUGGAUGAAAGAACUGCGUAAGAAAUCUCAGCAAAAAAAUGACAGCAAAUAAGAAGUUCAUCAUCUGCUGACUGCUGCGCCUGUGCUCCUCCAUGGAUCCUCCAAACUCCAUUCUUAUUGUCUUUGUUUUACCAUAAAAUUCUAUUACAACUCCUACCUCCCCCCUUGUUUCACAGAUAAAAUUUAACUGAAGAAAAAAAAAAAAGAUACUCUUAAUAAGUUUUUUGCUUGUUUUGCUACUUCUCUUCUUAUAUGGUACACCAUUGCUCAGGGUGGGCAAAUUAUAUGUAAAGUGUUAAACCAAAUGCAGAUGAUAAUUCUAAAUUCAUUUGUUUCUCUUGGACAAGUCAUGGCUUAUUUGUUAAUUAUAAGUAUAAUAUAAUGUCUGAUCAUAAUCAAGCUCAUACUCCCAAAGGGACAUGCAUCUAUAUGUUGAUUAAAGCAGUUAAGAUUUAUGACCCUGUCUCGGCUUUAUUUUUAUGGGGAAAUCUCUUGGCUAGUCUUUUGGACGUUCAAAUGAUUUUCUUUUGAACAUGUCAUCAAGAGAAAAUUAAUGUAAAUUAUGGGGUUUGGUUUUGGAUCAUGACUUCAACCUGCAUCCUGCGGCUUACUAAGCUGAAUAAAAUAAGCAUGAAGAAAAUCUUUGAGAGAAGUGCUGGACAACAGCUUAAGCUUAUGAAAGUUUUGCAAUAAUUCUUGAACUUUAAUUUAAAAUGCAAAUAAAUUCUCGAUCUUUUGCACUAGAUUAAGACUAUAAACUUUUAUUUUAUUGUCCAAUUCAUAGAGCUUUUAAAAUAGUAUUCUUUUAAAAUUUUGUUAUU
Durio zibethinus is the source of this 1223-nucleotide messenger RNA. RefSeq lists its product as uncharacterized. The record is from RefSeq and is a predicted model, not a curated record. Lineage: Eukaryota; Viridiplantae; Streptophyta; Magnoliopsida; Malvales; Malvaceae.